CUGGCCACUUUAGGAAGGUGACUUCUGGGCAGCUGGACAAGGAAAGAAUGUGACAGGCUGAACUCAUAACAAAGGCGUGUGAGGGGAGGGAAGUAGGGUUGUCACUUGAGACAGAACCAUGCAUCAGGUCUUUAUAGCAGUGGCUGCAACAAGACUAGGUCAGGACCAGUGAAUACUGUAUAAGUGCUAGGAAGAUGGCUGAGCCUGGCUUUCAAAGAUGUCAAGAGGAUUUACAGCUCCGUGACAAUGCAGAAAACAUGGCUGCUGCUGAUCAGGGAGUGAAGUGGGCAACAGAAUUAAUUGAACAGAAGCUGGCACUUGAGGAAGAACAGGAGAAACACCGCUCCCACCCCCCUGCAAAACAACAAGAAAUGGCACGGAUGGACUUUCCACAGCUGGAAGAGGAAAAGAGGCAUGGACUUUUCAACAAAGGUGUCGAGGGGCUUAAGGGCCAGGAGAGGGUGCGAAAGAGCUCUGUGGACCUAAGGCGGGAGAUCAUUGAAGUUGGUGGCACUCAGUACCUCUUUGAGCUACGCAAGAAACCCAAAAAGAAGGAAGAGAAGAAGCCAGAGCCUGAGCCAGAGGAAAUUACAGGUCCUGUGGCAGAAGAGGAUUUCUUGAAAGCUGCUGUACAGGGCAAGGUGCAUGUGAUAGAGAAGUUCCUAGCAGAUGGAGGUUCUCCAGAUACCAGUGAUGAGUUCCGCAGGACAGCUUUACAUCGUGCCUCACUUGAGGGAUACACAGAGAUAGUGGAGAAGCUUUUGGUCUAUGGUGCCACUGUUGACUUGAGAGAUCGACUGGAUGCCACUGCUAUGCAUUGGGCCUGCCGUGGUGGACAUCUUGAUGUGGUGAAACUUUUGCAAGAGAAAGGAGCCAAUUUCAAUGUCAAGGACAAGCUUCUUAGCACUCCUCUGCAUGUGGCCACCCGCACUGGUGUGACUGAGAUUGUGGAACAUCUGAUUAACAGUGGAAUGGAUAUCAACUCCCGUGACCGAGAGGGAGACAGUGCCCUGCAUGAUGCUGUUCGUCUCAAUCGCUACAAGAUCAUUAAGUUGCUGAUUCUGCAUGGGGCUGACAUGAUGGCCAAAAACCUGGCUGGGAAGACUCCUACAGACCUUGUGCAGCUAUGGCAAAAAGAUACGCGGGAAGUGUUGGAGAAGCAAGAGCCAGACACAGCAGAGAUGCCAGCAUGAGGCAGAUGAGGGGAGGGAAGUCUGGUGGGACUCAAGCCAGGAUGACUGUGGACUCCAAGAGGCUGUUGUUACCACCCAAGUUAAAAAA
This is a messenger RNA of Heteronotia binoei (common prickly gecko), 1281 nucleotides long. It is a transcript of the gene ANKRD2, whose product is annotated as ankyrin repeat domain 2. NCBI's taxonomy places the organism in Eukaryota, Metazoa, Chordata, Lepidosauria, Squamata, Gekkonidae. The record is from RefSeq and is a predicted model, not a curated record. The transcript has 9 exons. Bases 195 to 1193 code for a protein of 332 amino acids. Gene Ontology annotation, molecular function: RNA polymerase II-specific DNA-binding transcription factor binding. Gene Ontology annotation, biological process: regulation of transcription by RNA polymerase II. Gene Ontology annotation, cellular component: nucleus.